Messenger RNA from Magnolia sinica, 2085 nucleotides. RefSeq names its product plastidial pyruvate kinase 2-like. Gene Ontology annotation, biological process: glycolytic process. The coding region runs from base 141 to 1871 and encodes 576 amino acids. Gene Ontology annotation, cellular component: cytoplasm; chloroplast stroma. The record is from RefSeq and is a predicted model, not a curated record. NCBI's taxonomy places the organism in Eukaryota, Viridiplantae, Streptophyta, Magnoliopsida, Magnoliales, Magnoliaceae. The transcript is spliced from 12 exons. Gene Ontology annotation, molecular function: magnesium ion binding; pyruvate kinase activity; potassium ion binding.
AAUUGAGCGAAGCAGCAGCAGUAGCCAGGCUUCUUUGUUUUUUAAAAGCUCAGCUCCGUCAUUUGCAAUUCCUCUCUCUCUCUCUCUCUCUCUCUCUCUCUCUCUCUCUCUUUCUGUGUGUGUGCAGAUCUUCUCUGUAAAUGGCGCAGGUAGUAGCUACCAGAUCCGUUAACGGCUCCGUUUUCUGUCCUAGUUCUGAAUCUGGAAACUGCAAGAGCCUGGUCGACAAGCUCAGGCCAUCGAGAUUUCCGUCCAAGGUCUUUGGCAUAAAGCAACAGAAGAAUAACGGCCGUCUGUUCCGCAGCAGCUUCCUGGUCGCGGCAGCAAAGAGAUCAGCAGAGCCUGAAAUUCUUCCCGUGUCUCCCAAAGAUGUCCCGAAGGGAGAUGAGGAUUUUCUGAGAGGCAUGCAGCAGCUCGGGGAAAUGUCAGUAGGCAUGUGGUCGAAGCCAAGCGUUAGGCGUAAGACAAAGAUUGUGUGUACAAUAGGUCCUUCUACUAACACUCGAGAAAUGAUAUGGAAGCUAGCUGAGGCCGGGAUGAAUGUUGCCCGAAUGAAUAUGUCUCAUGGAGACCAUGCGUCUCAUCAGAAAGUCAUCGACCUAGUCAAAGAAUACAAUUCUCAAUCAAAGGACAAUGUGAUUGCGAUUAUGCUAGACACUAAGGGUCCAGAAGUUAGGAGUGGUGACUUGCCACAGCCAAUCACAUUGACAACUGGCCAAGAAUUCACUUUCACAAUUAGAAGAGGAGUUGGCACAGAAAAUUGUGUGAGUGUGAAUUAUGAUGAUUUUGUCAAUGACGUAGAAGUUGGCGACAUGAUUCUCGUUGAUGGAGGAAUGAUGUCAUUAAUGGUGAAAUCCAAGACAGAAGAGUCGGUGAAAUGUGAAGUAGUUGAUGGAGGGGAGCUGAAAUCUAGACGGCAUCUGAAUGUUCGAGGAAAAAGUGCUACACUGCCAUCCAUCACCGAGAAAGAUUGGGAUGACAUUAAAUUUGGGGUUGAAAAUAAAGUAGAUUUUUAUGCUGUUUCCUUCGUCAAAGAUGCAAAGGUGGUUCAUGAAUUGAAGGAUUAUCUUCGAAGUUGUGGUGCUGAUAUACAUGUGACAGUCAAAAUUGAAAGUGCGGACUCUAUACCAAAUCUGCAUUCUAUCAUUUCUGCAUCAGAUGGGGCUAUGGUGGCUAGGGGUGAUCUUGGGGCUGAGCUCCCUAUUGAGGAGGUUCCGCUGCUUCAGGAAGAGAUCAUUAGGAUGUGCCGGAGCAUGGGAAAAGCUGUUAUUGUAGCGACAAAUAUGUUGGAAAGCAUGAUUGUUCAUCCUACGCCAACCCGUGCAGAGGUCUCAGACAUUGCCAUUGCAGUUCGUGAGGGUGCUGAUGCAGUCAUGCUCUCCGGAGAAACUGCUCACGGGAAGUUCCCACUGAAAGCUGUGAAGGUUAUGCAUACAGUUGCAUUGAGGACUGAAGCGACAAUGGUGGGAGGAGAGAAACCUGCUAAUCUUGGACAGGUUUUCAAGAAUCACAUGAGCGAGAUGUUCGCAUAUCAUGCAACCAUGAUGUCGAACACCCUUGGCACAUCAAUUGUAGUCUUCACCAGAACUGGGUUCAUGGCUAUCCUACUGAGCCACUAUCGUCCAUCUGGCACUAUAUUUGCUUUUACAGAUGACGAAAGAGUGAGGCAGAGACUAGCAUUGUACCAAGGUGUGCAUCCGCUACGGAUACAAUUCUCAAACGAUGCUGAAGAGACCUUUGCCAAGGCCUUGUCUUACUUGCAGACGCAAGGAAUGGUGAAAGAAGGCGAAGAGGUUGCUCUUGUUCAGAGUGGAAGACAGCCCAUCUGGCGAUUCCAAUCCACCCACAACAUCCAGGUCAGGAAAGUGUAGUAGGUAUAAAGCUCAUCUGAGGCCAGACCGCCCUGGGUACUCUCCAAUCCCAUGGUCUAUUGUUUCAUCAAAACAUUAUUUCCACGUGAUAUUAUUUCGGCAGGCCCAUCGUUUAAUGGGCCACAACUCCUUGUCAGGAGAGGUCCAUUUUUUGCUUCCUAUGUUUAUCAUUCUGAAGUAGAUUAUUUGAAUGUAAGCUGAAGAGCUUUUCGCA